Molecule: messenger RNA, 1704 nt
Organism: Cuculus canorus (common cuckoo)
Lineage: Eukaryota; Metazoa; Chordata; Aves; Cuculiformes; Cuculidae
Gene: RNF122
Product: ring finger protein 122
Exons: 7
Coding region: 478-873 (131 amino acids)
Source: RefSeq, a predicted model, not a curated record
UGGGGGCCAGCUCCCCUUUUCCUUCCCAUGGCACCCCUUCAGACCCUCCGUGGGGCUCGGGAAGGUUUCUUCUCUCUGCUGGUCCCUGCUCUUCCCAGCCAGCAUCUCCUGCUGGGGAAGGAGGGACCGGGACCCCAUCCCUGGGAUGGAGAGAGGGGAGCAGCUCCCCAGGAGCUGGGAUGGGCUCUGCUUCCAGCAAUAAAACCUAUUUCUAGGCGAGUUUGCCAUCCUUUUGCUUCGUUGCAAUGAACCCCUCUUCCACGUGCCUGAAGAAGUGGAAUAAACUUCAUUUUCAAGGACCCUCAGACCAAGCCCUGGCUCCGCGCUCUCCCGUUUGCCGUGAGGAAUUCUCAGGAACGCAGAACCGAGUUUGUUCAUCUCUUGGGAGGAGAAGCUGCUGCUCCUGCAGGCACUCGGCCCCAGACGUGUGGGUUCUCCUGCAGUCUGGGGUGGAUUUACAUCACUAAACCCUGCACGAUGCCUCCCAUCACGUUCCAGGAUCUGCCGCUGAACAUCUACAUGGUCAUUUUUGGCACCGGCAUCUUUGUCUUCAUGCUCAGCCUUAUCUUCUGCUGCUACUUCAUCAGCAAACUGCGGCACCAGGCUCAGAGCGAGAGGUUUGGGUACAAGGAGGUGGUUUUGAAAGGUGAUACCCGAAGGCUGAACAUGCACGGGCAGACCUGUGCCGUCUGCCUGGAGGAUUUUAAGGUGAAGGAGGAGCUGGGGGUGCUGCCGUGCCAGCACGGCUUCCACAGAAAGUGCCUGGUGAAGUGGCUGGAGGUGCGCUGCGUCUGCCCCAUGUGCAACAAACCCAUGGCAGGUCCGGCACAGCCCCGUGCUGGCAUCGGCACGCUGCUGGAUGAACUGGUGUGAGCAUCCCUGCUGCUCGCCGGAGAGAUCCUGACAGAGCCAUCGCUGGACCAUGGCUCCCCGGGGAUGCCCAAGCCCAGCAUCACCUGAAUCCGUGCAUCUCGAGGGAUCAAACAGUUCCCAGUGUCGCUUGGACCUGCGCAUCCCAGGUGACUGAACAAUGCCUGGCAUCGCCUGGGCCUGCACACUCCAGGGGAUCAAAUAGUCCUGGCAUCACUUGGAUCCACAUAUCCCACAGGGUCAAACACUUCCCACUGUGACCCAUGCAUCCUGAGGGAUCAAACAGUCCAGCAUCAGCUGGACCUGCAGAUCCCAGGGGAUUGAACAGUUCUGGCAUCACCCAGGCUCACACAUCCCAGAGGAUCGAACAGUUCCAGAAUAACCCGGACCUGUGCAUCCCAGGGGAUCGAACAGUCCUGGCAUCACUUGGACCCACACAUCCCAUGGGGUCAAACAGUUCCCAGUGUGACCUGUGCAUCCUGGGGGAUCAAACGGUUCGGCAUUGCCCAGACUCACGCAUUCUGUGGGUUUGAACAGUUCCAGCAUCACAUGGACCCACACAUCCCAGGGCUCGAACAGCUCAUCUCAAAGGACUUGAUCUUAAAGGAUUUGGGAUUUCAGAGUUGGGAUUUUCAACUCGCUUUGCCCUGGGCGGUUGUGGGGGUUUUUACGCUCCCAGUUGGGGACCAGUGGAGCCGGGAAUGCUGAACCCCACAGGUGGGUGCUGUCCCCCCCCCAUUCCCUCCUUCCCUUUUGCCGCACAGAGUAUUUUUGUACCUGAUUCCCAUGAGGAAUGGGAAGCAGGCGUACGGUUUGGUGUAAAACAAUGAUUAA